AUGUCACCAACCUUAGAUGAUGUUAGUGUAAUUCUAGGGAUUCCGGUGAUUGGUAAAUCAAUCUCUUGCAAGAAGUUAUCAAAUGUUGACAUUGCAAAUCUACUAGUUGAGGCUUUGGGAGUAACAAUAGAUGAAGCAAAUGUAGCGUUGAAGGCAGCACGGGGCCAGUCUAUCAAGGCUAGCAUUCGUGUUCUAGUAGUGUAUUUGUCUUUUCUUAUGGAUUUGCGAUCGGUAGCUUCUUAUGCUUGGGGUGCAGCCGCAUUGGCUUUUUUAUACUGGCAAUUGGGUACUGCCACAAAGUAUGCCAUGAAACAGCUGACGGGAUACAUGACAUUGCUGGAAGCUUGGAUUUACAAGCAUUUUGUUGGUGCUGGACCCCACCCCAAUUUGGACUAUAAAGAAGAUCAGCCUCGUGUCUUUCAUUGGAUUUCUCGCACCCAGUCUAGUUCAUGA
This is a messenger RNA of Camellia sinensis, 453 nucleotides long. RefSeq names its product protein MAINTENANCE OF MERISTEMS-like. The record is from RefSeq and is a predicted model, not a curated record. NCBI's taxonomy places the organism in Eukaryota, Viridiplantae, Streptophyta, Magnoliopsida, Ericales, Theaceae. Gene Ontology annotation, biological process: meristem development; meristem maintenance.